Molecule: messenger RNA, 2556 nt
Organism: Mangifera indica (mango)
Lineage: Eukaryota; Viridiplantae; Streptophyta; Magnoliopsida; Sapindales; Anacardiaceae
Product: putative pentatricopeptide repeat-containing protein At3g01580
Exons: 1
Coding region: 266-2500 (744 amino acids)
Biological process (GO): RNA modification
Molecular function (GO): protein binding; RNA binding
Source: RefSeq, a predicted model, not a curated record
CCAGCUAGGGCGUCAGUAUCAACGAUUCAAGCUCUGUCGAACCAUUUGUAAAAAAAUGAAUCAGACAAUCGCAUGCCUUAAGCAGCUUAGUUUUUAGAACCCAAAAAAGACCACCCAAACUGGUUUUUAACGCACGCCUUUCUGUGUGCUGGCUACGAUAACGACUUCAAUAAAGAGGUUCAAAAUAAGAGCCGUUGUAGUGCCUUUCUUCCUACUCAGUCAGCCUCAUCAUCAUCGUCACAGAGAAAUUUUUAGACGGCAGAAUAUGCUGUCAAGAAAACCAAAUAUGAAAUUCUCAGUAACCAAACUAGUUAACAGAGUCUGUUCCACUUUAAUUCCAAACUCGUCUUCCGUACCCAAAACGCAACUCUUGUUCAAUCAACAGGACACAUUUUACACAAAUUUAUUCUCUCAACUUAAGUCACCACCUCAUCUUUUGGAAGCCAAAAGAUUACACGCUAUUCUUAUCUGCAGAGGGUUUUUUAGUCCUACCUGUACUGAUAGAGUGUUGGCUUCACAGCUGGUCAAUGUCUAUGUUAACUAUGGCUGUCUGCGAGAAGCAUUUCUCGUUUUUGAUAGGCUUCCCAAUAAGAGUAAUAAUAUUGCUUGGAACGCUAUACUUAGAGGUUUCAUUGAUACGGGUCAGUUUUCAGAAGCCAUCCAGUUUUAUUACUUGCUGCUAAGGCAACGUGUGGUCCCUGAUAAUUUUACCUACCCACUUGUUUUAAAGGCUUGUUCUGGAUUGAAUGAUCUUGAACUAGGCAGGAGAAUUCAAGGUCACAUUCUAUUAGACGAGGCUCAUGGUAAUAUGAAGCGUAAUAGUUACAUCGAAUGUGCUAUGAUUGAUAUGUUUGCGAAGUGUGGCGGCCUGAGUGAAGCCAAAAAAGUGUUUGAAGAAAUGCCCAAAAGAGAUUUGGUUUCUUGGAGUGCAAUGAUAACUGGAACUGUGCAGAAUGCGGAGUGGUUUGAGGCAUUGCGCCUGUUUAAAAGGAUGAGAUCCGAAGGGUUUCAGCCUGAUUCAGUGAUUGUGGCAACUGUACUUCCGGCUUGUGGUAGAUUGGAAGAUAAGCAAAUGGGAAGGACCUUGCAGGGAUGCGUUAUAAGGAGUGGUUUGGAGUGUGAUUUGUUUGUUUCGAAUGCGCUUAUUGAUAUGUAUUGCAAAUGUAGUGAUACAUAUGAAGCUCACAGAAUAUUUUGUGGGAUGGUGUAUAAGGACGUAGUCACAUGGACCAUCUUGAUUGCUGGUUACUCACAGAAUUGUCAAUACCAUGAGAGCUUUAAAAUGUUUCUUGAAAUGAAUAGUGUUGAUAUAAGGACAAAUGAAAUUGUUGUUGCAAGUGUUCUUCCUGCCCUAGGUAAGCUCAAAUUGUUAAAACAGGGGAAGGAGAUGCACAACUAUAUUCUUAAACAAGGUUUUGAAUCUGAUGUUGUAGUAGGAAGUGCGACAAUAGACAUGUAUGCCAACUGUGGUGCAACAAGAGAAGCAAAGCAUGUUUUUGAGAUCAUGUUGGAUGGUGGCAUCAAUAUAUGGAAUUCCAUGAUUGUGGGGUAUUCUUCAAAUGGUGAUCUUGAUUCAGCGUUUGAGGUCUUUCGGAGAAUGUGGGAUUAUAAUAUCAGACCAAAUUCCAUAACUCUGAUGAGCAUCGUUCCAAUCUGUGUCAAAGUAGGAAGUGUUAGACUGGGUAAAGAAAUUCAUGGCUAUGCCACUAGGAGUGGUCUUGGUACUGUAAUUUCGGUGCAAAACUCAACAAUAGACAUGUACUGCAAAUGUGGGUGCCUAGAACUUGGAUUGAAGGCCUUUAAUAAGAUGAGGGAAAAGAAUAUUGUCACAUAUAACACAAUGAUCUCUGCUCUUGGGAUUCAUGGGUGUGGAAAUGAGGCAUUUACACUAUUUGAGGAAAUGAAGGCGACCAGAAUAAAUCCAAAUAAAGUCACUUUUGUUUCACUUUUAUCAGCUUGUAGCCAUUCAGGUGUAGUCGACAAAGGUUGGUUCUUUUAUAACGCCAUGAUAAAUAACUAUCGUAUUUUACCAGACAUGGAACACUUCUCCUGCAUGGUAGACCUUCUUGGCAGAGCAGGGCACCUUCAUGAUGCAUAUAAUUUCAUCAGAAGAAUGCCAGUUGAACCACACAUAGAUGUUUUAGGAAGCUUGCUUGGGGCUUGCAAAGUUCACAACAAUGUUGAGCUUGCUGCGCUUGUUGGGGAGCUUAUUCUCCAAAAGAAUGAGAAAGAUUUAGGCUACCAUGUGCUCUUAUCCAACAUAUACGCCGCCACAGAUAGAUGGAAUGACACACAAAAGGUUAGAACAAUGAUUAAAAUGAAGGGUUUAAUGAAGGAACCUGGAAGUAGUUGGAUUGAGAUUGGUUCUUGCAUUCACAUGUUCCUAGCUAGAGAUGUAAUACAUCCAGACUUCAGAAACAUACAAGAAAUACUGGAUGUCUUAUUGUUAGAUAUGAAGGAUGAAGGAUAUAUGACAGAUUCAAAUAUUUUUUUCUCGUGAUCCUCAAAGAUUUAAGUUUAAUUUCAACUGAAAAUCUCAAUGCUUCAAUAAGCAGA